This is a messenger RNA of Nezara viridula (southern green stink bug), 312 nucleotides long. The record is from the annotation of a GenBank genome assembly. NCBI's taxonomy places the organism in Eukaryota, Metazoa, Arthropoda, Insecta, Hemiptera, Pentatomidae.
AUGAACAUUGAAGGACCGAAAUCUACCACUGAUGCACUUUCUGCAGGCUCAAAUGAAAUUUCUCUGAAGAAGACACGACAACUAUGUACGAUUUGUGUUGGAACUUUUGGAAAGCCAAUUCAUACGGCCAAAUCUAAGAAGCUGGAAGCCUACAGGUACUCUUUACCACUGAGGGUGGAGGAUUCUGUAGAAGAGCUGCGAAAGAUUCUUCGACUCACUGGAUGGCCGAAUAUUCUUCUCGGUGUAUUGAACGAUUCGCUCUCUGGAGGACCUGGCAGGCCAUCUACUGAAGUUCAGCUCAUUCUCUCGUGA